This is a messenger RNA of Antechinus flavipes (yellow-footed antechinus), 2988 nucleotides long. RefSeq names its product UBA domain containing 2 (gene UBAC2). Gene Ontology annotation, molecular function: serine-type endopeptidase activity; protein binding. The record is from RefSeq and is a predicted model, not a curated record. Bases 1652 to 2689 code for a protein of 345 amino acids. NCBI's taxonomy places the organism in Eukaryota, Metazoa, Chordata, Mammalia, Dasyuromorphia, Dasyuridae. The transcript has 9 exons.
UGUGUGUGUGUAAAUCAGUUGUGUAUGAAAACACUCUUUACUAGUUUAGUGGAAAUAUUAAAAAAACCCACAACCGUCUAAAUAAUAUUCAAAAUUCACAAAUUAAGAUAUUAAAAAACACUAUAUGACUAUGAGAGUUCACCCUUAGGUAUACAUUCUUAAAACAGGCAGAUUAAUUUCAUCUGCUCAACAAUUCUAAUUAUUUACUAUGUGGCUAAGGAAGAAGAAACGAGUCAUCCAAUUCUUAAGAGAUUUAAAGUUUAAAGUUACUUUUGAGGUUAUCCAAUACAACAUUUAAUUUUCAAUUCAAUAAAGAUUUAUUAAACUUUUACUACAGAUCAUGGCCAACGUUAAGCCCAUUUCUAGAAGUUAAGUUAUCCCAAAAGCAAACUGGUGGCUGAACCGGGCUUUCGAAUCGAGGUGUUAUGAAUCCAAAUCCAAAAUACAGCUUUUGCCCUCAAAGAACUUAUAUAGGACAACGUGGCACAGGCAUUAAAUAUGAAAUAAUGCACGAUAUGGACAGCCCACAUGCGAUGCAAAGGUCUACGGGUUAUCUGAGCACUUUGCCCAAGUUCUUGAAUAACUUCCCAAGAGCCGCGGGAUUCGGGGGCUUCCUGGGAAAAGCGGCGUUCGUAAUGAACUUUUAAGGUGUGGGGGUUCACUAAUUGAAAGUUAGAACCAACGGUGAACGCCUCCCCCUCCAGUAUCAGUGGAAGGGGGCAGAAAGUCUCGUGCGAGGGCUCGAGUGAAGCGGGUGGGGAGGAGGGCAGAAGAAAAGGCUUUCCCCGAAGUCAGCAAAGACCAGAAACUUUGUAAGACCUCCUAAGUGAAAGGAAAGAAAUUAAGUCCGGACCUGACCAAAGGCAUCAGGACAACUUCAGCUCUCUUCUGGGAAGGCGAGUCCCAACGAGUUCCUGAACUCGGCCUAACCCCGGAACCGAAGCGGUCACUGCUCUCCGAGAAUGAACUCCAGAGUAAACUCCGUGGUAUAUGCGCAAAACGAACCGGCGCUACCAAUUGUAUGGAGAGUGGGGAGCGAGACGGUUCUGCAGUCCAGAAUAUACCAAAGCACGAAGCAAUAGAGAAGCGGGGGGAUAGCGGAAGGGCUUUUUCUACUAUUAAGAAGGAUGGGGCAAAUUGUAUUAGAAGAGUCUAGCACAGGACCUAGGUGGGGGAAUUACUCCAAAUCAUAUCCAGUCUUACCCUUUCUUUACCCAGACUUGUCCUUUUACUUUCCAGCCCCUCCCUCGGUGACUUUAUCAAUGAAGGUCCCGCCUCCUCUCAACUCUUUCCCACACCUUCUCCCCCGGCUCGAUUCAUUUCCACUUAAGUAAGACCCCGGAACCGUAGUGCAACACUUUCCUCAGCAGGAAGAAGGGCGGGCCGACAGAGCAUGUGCACUCGGGAGCAGGCGCAUGCGCAAUGACCAGCCGCCGGCGUCUCGUGUUUCCUUUCGCGGGUAGCUGAGUCCUGUGGUAUUUUGGACCCCGCUGUGUUUGCGCCUGCGCUGAAGGCUCCUUAUUCUCCACCUCCACACCCCCUCCCUUCCCCCACGCGGCAGGCGCCCCUCCCCCAUUCAUUCCCUGUCUCCCCCCCCUCCCCCCGCCCUCUCUCUAGACCUUCCCCCUGGCGGGGGUUCGGGAGCGGGACCAUGUUCACCAGCACCGGAUCGAGUGGGCUCUAUAAGGCACCUUUGUCGAAGAGCCUUUUACUAGUACCGAGCGCCCUUUCGAUUUUACUGGCACUGCUUUUUCAACAUUAUCAGAAUUUCUUUGUAUAUAACCUACAAGCUGUAAAGAAUGACUUGCAGAUAUGGAGAUUGAUUUGUGGAAGAAUAAUUUGCCUUGAUUUGAAAGAUACAUUUUGUAGUAGCCUACUCAUAUAUAACUUUAGAAUAUUUGAAAGAAGAUAUGGCAGCAGAAAAUUUGCAUCUUUUUUAUUGGGUUCCUGGAUUUUGUCAGCUUUGUUUGACUUGAUCCUUGUGGAAGCUAUUCAGUAUUCAUUUGGUAUCACAGCCAGUAACUUGCCUUCUGGUUUUCUUGGGCCUGUAUUUGCUCUAUUUGUACCAUUUUACUGCUCCAUUCCAAGAGUUCAAGUGACACAAUUUCUGGGCCAGUUUUCCAUCACAAACAAGACAUUGAUUUAUAUAUUGGGUUUACAGCUUUUAACUUCUGGUACCUACAUUUGGGUUGUAGCCACAAGUGGUCUGAUUGCUGGUAUGUGUUAUACCAAUAGUGUGUUAAAAGUUCAUCAGGUUCUUUGCAUACCUCUCUGGAUGGCAAAGUUAUUUUCCUGGACACUUGAACCCAUCUUCUCUUCUUCGGAACCAACCAAUGAAGUCAGAAUUGGAAUGGGAGCAACAGUAGACAUUCAGAGGCAGCAAAGAAUGGAACUGCUUGAUCGUCAGCUGAUGUUAUCUCAGUUUGCACACAUGAGGCGACAACAACAGCAGCAGGGUAGGAGGAUUAAUUGGAAUCGAUUUUUUCCUCAUAUACGGCAGAGACGGAAUGCAAAUGUUCGAGCUUUUCGACUCUCUGAACAAGAAGUAGCAGCACCUCCUCUUGAGGUUUCUGAAGAGCAGGUUGCCCGACUCAUGGAGAUGGGAUUUUCCAGAGUGGAUGCUUUGGAGGCCCUGAGAGCUUCAAAUAAUGACCUUAAUGUAGCUACCAACUUCCUACUGCAGCAUUGAUGAGCCGAGGAAUUUCACUGACGUGGCUCUUGCCAUCUGAGGCACAGGCAACAUCCAUCUGCCUCCUGGAUGACAUUGAAAAGCCUUUACCAAAUGAAUCUAAGGCAGCAAAGCUGUGUCUACAAAAACUAAGUUAUAAUGUUGGGUAGAGGGGUAGGUACUCCCUGUUGCUCCAAUACCCUUAAACCCCAAGGUUGUCAUGGUUAUAUCCAAAAGUAAUUCUGCCACUGAAUUAGCUGGCAUGUUCUUUAUCUUCAUUCUGAAAAAAAAAAUGGGUCUUUUUCUUAAUUUUGGGAAUC